Messenger RNA from Closterium sp. NIES-67, 1851 nucleotides. Lineage: Eukaryota; Viridiplantae; Streptophyta; Zygnematophyceae; Desmidiales; Closteriaceae. The record is from the annotation of a GenBank genome assembly.
GCGGUUUUGGCGGCAAGACGGCGAGCGAUCAGAGCAUGAGCCGCCGACCGUUAUCCUGAACUACUGUAGUUGUCGUCCACGAUUCCUGCUGGCGAACGAGCAUCGUAGCGUGUACGCUCUUUCUGAUCAUCAGUACUAUCGCCUGCUGUCGUCACCACUAUCGCCUGCUGUCGUCACCAUGUUCCGGCGACUAGGUUCCGUAGCAGCUCAAAGCGCCAGAAACGCGUCGCGAAGCCGCCAUACCGCGAAGCACCCCUCUUUGAACCGUCAUCUUCCCACCUUCCACUCGUCCAGCCAUCACAACUCCAAUCAUCUCCAUCCCAUCUUCCCAUCUCCCACUCUUUCGCCUCUGGAAUCGGACGCUACUGUUAUUGCAGCUGCGACGGCUGUAGCAGGCCGCCUUCUGACAUUUGAUCUUCCUUCCGGGCUACCCAGCAGCGCGCGGAGUUUCCACUCCGCGCUCCUUGCCCCUCCGCAUCCCUCACCCGCCGCUGCCGCUUCCGCUUCCGCUUUUGCUGCACAUCUUAACGCGCGGAACUUCCACUCCACGCCCGCCGCUUCCGCCGCUCCGGCCGCGGCCGCGGAGGAAGCGGAGGAGGUAGUCCGCGGGUGGGGGGAGGAUGACGGUGAGGAGGGGCUGAGCGCGGGGAGAUCCGUGCGCACGGGUGCGAUCGCCGUGAAAUGCGGGAUGACUGCCACGUGGGACAAGUGGGGGGUCAGGAUCCCCGUUACAGUGCUCUGGAUAGACGACAACCAAGUCGUGCAGGUGAAAACAAGAGAGAAAGAAGGCUACACGUCGCUGCAGAUCGGUUCCGGGCAGAAAAAACCUAAGCAGCUGACCAAGCCGGAGCUGGGUCAUUUCCGGGCAGCUGGGGUGCCCUUGAAACGGAAAUUGGUGGAAUUCCGGGUGUCGGAGGACUGUGUUUUGCCGGUUGGCACUCCCAUUGACGUCAGGCAUUUCGUACCGGGCCAAUUUGUGGACGUCACGGGGAUAACUGUGGGAAAGGGAUUCCAGGGUCCCAUGAAGCGGUGGGGCUUUAAGGGCAUGCCGGCAUCCCACGGAGCGUCGCUCUCCCAUCGAAGCCAUGGGUCCACUGGAGGCCGACAGGACCCCGGGAAGGUGUUCAAGAACAAGAAGAUGGCGGGCCACAUGGGCGCCAAGCAGCGCACGGUGCAGAGCAUAUGGGUGUACAAGGUGGAGCCGGCCAGGGGGCUGCUGUGGGUGAAGGGGCAGGUUCCCGGGCACAGUGGCAACUUUGUGUUUGUGAAGGACGCAGUGAGGAAGUGGGAGAUGCAGGGACCAGAUGCAGUGGCGCAUGGCGGGUUAGAGCUCCCCUUCCCCACCUUCUACCCCCCUCAUGGUGAAGACCUGGCGUCCUUGCCUCCUCUCCUAGCGGAUGCUGGCGAAGUGGACCCUUUUGUGGCUGAAGGAUAGGGUUUCGUUGGGGUUUCCUCCUCUUGUAGCGAAGGUUUGGGGGUUUGGAGCUGCCCUUACCCACCUUCUUCUCCCCUCCUGGUGAAGACAUGGCGUCCUUGCCUCAUCUCCUAGCUGAUCCGGGCGAAGUCGACCCUUUUGCCGUCGAAGGAUAGGAUUGGUUUGAGGUUUCCUGCUUUGAUGGGAAGACUUGGGGUUUGGAGCUGCCAGUUGCUACCUUGUUCCCCCUGGCUGGUGAUGACUUGUAGGAAGUAAAGUUGAAUUCUUGAUGCUGGGGAAGUCAAUUGGACCCUUCUGCAGCCAAAAGGCUGGUUGAAGCUUCCUCUUCCUAGUGUGGAAGUACCUGGGCUAGUGCUGACCAUCCUCGCCUUCUUCAGCUCUCCUGGCAAAGUCACCGUAUGCCAGGCUCGAAUUGC